AUGAGCAUCGUCAAUCAGCUCACACCAGCCGAGAGGCGUAUAUUGAAUGAGGCAUUGGAAAAUGCGGAGAAAAGAGCAUGCAAUGGUGCGCUUGCGGCGGCAGAAGGAACCCAAUUUCCAUUAAUUCCAGGAGUUGCGACUGCGGGGGCAAGACGUGCCAAACCCAAGGCAUGCAACACGAUGGAGCGCAUUUCUCAACAGGAGCGUCAGGAACGUGAGUUGUGGAUGGCUGUGGAACGCAGUCUUGAGCAUCCUUUUGUGUACCGCACAGACUCUAGCAAAGAACUUGCCGUCAAUAUGCUGCGGCGGAUUCCGAGACUAAAGGAUCUUUCGUUAAGAGACUUAGAGACCAUGUCCUCAACGAUGCGAAUAGCACACGUGGGUGAUGGUGUGGUGCUUGCGGGGAACCAACCUCGGAAAACCGAGGCAAACGUAGAAACGAUGGAUUACAUUGACCGCUACUCGUUGGUGGUAAAUGAGGACACUGCCACAACCGCCGGCUGGAGUUCUGAUGUGGACUUGGCACCAAAAGCAGAGAGGGAGGUAACUAGCGCGCAAGAAGCAUCAGAGCAGGGACGGGAUGACAGUAGUUGUUCUCCUUCGAAAAGUAGCGCGAGGCAUGAUAUGGCGAGGUACGUUUACGUUUUACUACGUGGUAAUGUUUUACUGCGCCUCCCGUUUAAAUGCCCAAUGGAUGCACUUGUCGAACCGUACGAGAUGUUUGGUCUUCCGACGACACUAGCAGCUCUACCGGAGGAUGCCUACUACCAAACAUGUUCAGAUUGCGUACUUCUUUGCUUCCCAAGGAACAAGGAAUACGUGAUGGACGGAGUGCUCAAACGUCUGGACAAGCGCCUGGUGCAAGAACAGACCACCUUUCUGCAGCAGCAUCUUCGUGUGAAAGUUUUAACGCACUGGACACCGCAAGAAUACGAAAGAUGUGCCCGUGCACUUGUGCCGCUGCGUGUAUCCUGGCGACAAAUGGUAGUUGAGCAGGAUAUGGAAUCGGAUGCUAUGUACUUUAUAAAAGAGGGGCAAUGCGUAGUUGUUCGUAAUGUACCACUACCACGUGGUCGCGCGCGCUACGGUAGACGAGUGCAUGAGGGCAGUGUUACCUGUUUUCCCUCUACUGGUGCAAAAGCGAGGCAGUCACGCCAACUCAAUGAAUCGGUGACAUCGUUUGGCCACUUUCCCUCGUCAGUACCACGCGGCCAACAACACAAUUUGCCAUCGCAGACUAUGAAAUUUGUGGAGGUCGCCACGUUGCGCGAGGGUGAAUUCUUUGGGGAAUUGGGGUUACUUAGUCAUGAGGUUGAUAGGAAACCUGACGUAGAGAAAAUCCGGUCUGAGGCCUACUGGCGAAACACACUUGCUGCUGCAAAGGAUGCGCCGACCGAUUAUGCACCCUUAGAUGGGGAGUUGCCGUUGCAGAAAGUGUUGCAACCUCUUUCCAGUGGAUCACCAUCACCAAGGGGGAUCGAAGGAGAUCCUACAUCAUUCGCCCUCGGUUUAGAACCAACCAAUAAAUUUUCUAUGUUUCCACAGCCUACAAUGGGGCGACAGGCGAGUGUGUACACAAGAUGCCCAUGUGUUUUUUACAUGUUACCUUACGAUCGUUGCAGGGAACUCUUUGGUGCGCGUGAGUAUGCCCAGUUGAAGGAGUUUGCCAAUGGAUAUCCAUCCCGUGAAGACAUUGAGAUCCACUACGAGAGACAACGGAAAUGGAGCAAAUAUCGUAAAACAUUGGUAAACGAUGUUCUGAAUGAUGCGAGCAACAUGCGGCAGAAAUCACACGAGGGUUGCAGUCGUGUCAAGUGA
Trypanosoma brucei brucei TREU927 is the source of this 1818-nucleotide messenger RNA. RefSeq lists its product as hypothetical. Bases 1 to 1818 code for a protein of 605 amino acids. Lineage: Eukaryota; Euglenozoa; Kinetoplastea; Trypanosomatida; Trypanosomatidae. The transcript has a single exon. The record is from RefSeq and is a predicted model, not a curated record.